This is a messenger RNA of Phytophthora infestans T30-4, 525 nucleotides long. Its product is annotated as aspartyl-tRNA synthetase, putative. The record is from RefSeq and is a predicted model, not a curated record. Gene Ontology annotation, molecular function: RNA binding; ATP binding; aspartate-tRNA ligase activity. The transcript has 3 exons. The coding region runs from base 1 to 525 and encodes 174 amino acids. Gene Ontology annotation, cellular component: cytoplasm; cytosol; aminoacyl-tRNA synthetase multienzyme complex. Lineage: Eukaryota; Oomycota; Peronosporomycetes; Peronosporales; Peronosporaceae. Gene Ontology annotation, biological process: aspartyl-tRNA aminoacylation.
AUGUGGCUAAGCAUCGAGCUACAUGCUUCAAGGCUGUUGGUGGAAUGUAAACUGGUCGGUGGCGCCUCGGGGAGCGGAGCCAACUACUUCACACUCAAGUACUUCGACCAGGACGCUACCUUGGCUCAGAGUCCGCAGACGUACAAGCAUAUGGCGUGUGAUGUUGCUAGUCUCGAGCGCGUGUUCGAGAUCGGCCCGGGCUUCCGUGCUGAGACCUCGAACACGCACCGUCACAUGUGCGAGCUCGUGGGUCUGGAUCUGGAGAUGACUAUUAAGGCGCACUACCACAAGGUGCUCACAGAGAAAGAGAAGUGGCUGGGUCGUCUCAUCAAGGAGAAAUACGACACAAACUUCUACAUCCUCGACAAGUUCCGCUGGCUGGCGGGUACAGGUUCUGGAUCGUCAUUGCGGCUCACGACACAACCUCAUCGUGCUCCUACACCUACGGCCAUGCUCGCAUGCUUCUUUCACCACCAGGCUUGCUUCAAUCCCCGCCUCGAGCCAUCCGGUUGCUACUCGCUUUGA